UUUUUAAUUUUUCUUCAGCCGAGAGGACGCGGCUGUGAUAACGAAGCUCUGUGUGGACAGUAAUGACCGCACGUUUCCGAUUGCCUGCUGGCAGAACCUACAAUGUCCGUGCAUCAGAGUUGGCCCGAGAAAGACAGCAUACAGAGGUGGUUUGCAACAUUCUUCUUCUGGAUAACACUGUACAGGCUUUCAGAGUUAAUAAACACGAUCAGGGGCAAGUUCUGCUGGAUAUAGUCUUCAAGCAUCUUGAUUUGACAGAGCGAGACUAUUUUGGCUUACAGUUGGCUGACGAUUCCACAGAUAACCCAAGGUGGCUGGAUCCAAACAAACCAAUAAGGAAGCAGCUAAAGAAGCUGUUUCUGUUAAUUCUAGGAGGAUCUCCUUACAGUUUGAACUUUAGAGUUAAAUUCUUUGUAAGUGACCCCAACAAAUUACAAGAAGAGUAUACAAGGUAUCAGUAUUUUUUGCAAAUUAAGCAAGACAUUCUUACUGGAAGAUUAUCCUGUCCUUAUAACACUGCUGCCCUUUUAGCUUCAUUUGCUGUUCAGUCUGAACUUGGAGACUACAGUCAGUCAGAAAACUUGCCAGGCUACCUCUCAGAUUAUUCUUUCAUUCCUAAUCAACCUCAAGAUUUUGAAAAAGAAAUUGCAAAGUUUCAUCAGCAGCACAUUGGCUUAUCUCCUGCAGAAGCAGAAUUUAAUUACCUAAACACAGCACGAACCUUAGAACUCUAUGGAGUUGAGUUCCACUAUGCAAGGGAUCAAAGUAACAAUGAAAUCAUGAUUGGAGUGAUGUCAGGAGGAAUUCUGAUUUACAAGAACAGGGUACGGAUGAAUACUUUUCUGUGGUUGAAGAUUGUAAAAAUUUCUUUUAAAUGCAAACAGUUUUUUAUUCAACUCAGAAAAGAAUUGCAUGAGUCUAGAGAAACAUUACUGGGAUUUAAUAUGGUGAAUUACAGAGCGUGUAAAAAUUUGUGGAAAGCCUGUGUAGAACAUCACACAUUCUUCCGGCUGGAUAGACCACUUCCACCUCAGAAGAAUUUUUUUGCACAUUAUUUUACAUUGGGUUCCAAGUUCCGGUACUGUGGGAGAACUGAAGUCCAGUCAGUUCAAUAUGGCAAAGAAAAGGCAAAUAAAGACAGAGUGUUUGCAAGAUCUCCAAGUAAGCCUUUGGCACGGAAAUUAAUGGAUUGGGAAGUACUCAGCAGAAAUUCAUUAUCUGAUGACAGAUUAGAAACACAAAGCCUCCCAUCCCGGUCUCCACCUGGAACUCCCAACCAUCGGAAUCCAGCAUUCACACAAGAGGGGACCCGGGUCCGGCCAUCUUCAGUUGGUCAUUUGGUAGACCAUGUGGUUCACACAUCUCCUAGUGAUGAUUUUGUGAAUCAGCGAUCUCCAUCAUCAACGCAAGCUAAUAGCAUAGUUUUGGAAUCAUCACCAUCACAAGAGACCCCUGAGGAUGGGCAGCCUCCAGCUUUACCACCCAAACAGUCGAAGAAAAAUAGUUGGAACCAAAUUCAUUUUUCUCACUCUCAGCAAGAUCUAGUCAACCAUACUAAUGAAACUUUUGAUGUGCCCUCUUCCCCGGAAAAGUCCACUCCUAAUGGUGGCAUUCCACAUGAUAAUCUUGUUCUAAUCAAAAUGAAACCUGAUGAAAAUGGAAGGUUUGGAUUCAAUGUAAAGGGAGGAUAUGAUCAGAAGAUGCCUGUAAUUGUGUCCCGAGUAGCACCAGGAACACCUGCUGACCUCUGUGUCCCUCGAUUGAAUGAAGGGGACCAAGUGGUACUGAUUAAUGGUCGGGACAUAGCAGAACAUACCCACGAUCAAGUCGUCUUGUUUAUUAAAGCUAGCUGUGAGAGACAUUCUGGGGAACUUGUGCUUCUAGUUCGACCUAACGCUGUAUAUGAUGUAGUGGAAGAAAAACUAGAAAGUGAGCCAGACUUCCAGUAUAUUCCUGCAAAAGCCCCACUAGAUAGUGUCCAUCAAGAUGACCAUUCCCUGCGAGAGUCAAUGACCCAGCUAGCUGAGGGGCUUGUCACUGGGACCCUGCUGGCACAGUUUGAUCAAUUGUAUCGGAAAAAACCUGGAAUGACAAUGUCUUGUGCCAAAUUACCUCAGAACAUUUCCAAAAAUAGAUACAGAGAUAUUUCGCCUUACGAUGCUACACGGGUCCUUUUAAAAGGUAAUGAAGACUACAUCAAUGCAAACUAUAUAAAUAUGGAAAUUCCUUCUUCAAGUAUUAUAAAUCAAUACAUUGCUUGUCAAGGGCCAUUACCACAUACUUGUAAAGAUUUUUGGCAAAUGACUUGGGAACAAGGCUCCUCUAUGGUUGUGAUGUUGACCACACAAGUUGAACGUGGCAGAGUUAAAUGUCACCAGUAUUGGCCAGAACCCACAGGAAGCUCAUCCUAUGGAUGCUAUCAAGUCACCUGCCACUCUGAAGAAGGAAACCCUGCCUAUAUCUUCAGGAAGAUGACACUGUUUAACCAAGAGAAACAUGAGAGUCGGCCGCUCACCCAGAUUCAGUACAUAGCCUGGCCUGACCAUGGAGUGCCUGAUGAUUCAAGUGACUUUCUGGAUUUCGUUUGUCAUGUACGAAACAAGAGGGCUGGAAAGGAAGAGCCAAUUGUUGUUCAUUGCAGUGCUGGAAUUGGAAGGACUGGGGUUCUUAUUACUAUGGAAACUGCCAUGUGUCUCAUUGAAUGCAAUCAGCCAGUUUAUCCACUAGACAUUGUAAGAACAAUGAGAGAUCAAAGAGCCAUGAUGAUCCAAACACCUAGUCAAUACAGAUUUGUAUGUGAAGCUAUAUUGAAAGUUUAUGAAGAAGGCUUUGUUAAACCCUUAACAACAUCAAACAAAUGAGAAAACAAAAAGGUUGGCAGAGUAUUGGGAAACUGAUUUUUAUUACAUUCACUGUGCCAUAAUACUGCUUGCAGGAAAUGGCCUCUCACACAAAAAAGUGAAGAACUCAGAAAAACUUCAAAAACUUCAGCACUAUUGCACUUUACGUUUUAAAAAGUCACUCAAAACCUAUAACUCAGAUGUUUGACUAUUUUGUCCUUUGCUCUGAACAAAUGGUGGAAACUGAAUAUGUUCAGGGUUAUGGAAUUUUGAGGCAGUGCCGUGCAGUCCCCUCUGGUAGAAUUGCCACAGACAAGGCUCAGAAUUCUCAUCUCUAUUAUACACCUGUACCUUGAAAACAAAAAGGAGUAAACAUGAGGAGUCUGCUCUGGCCUUUUCCAGUGUUUCAUGUACUUACUGUCCUGAUUCCCAGAUUUUAUUUUUCAAAUGUUAGCAAUACCAUUCUCAACAUUAGCCAGUACACUGCCUGUGGAUGCAGCACGUCUUCCUGACGUCCUAGUAGGGACCUGCUGUUGAGAAGAGAAAUGGAACUCGCUGUUUCCAGGAAAUGCUGCACAGUGUCCAUUUACCAGCAUCUUAUAGAAAUUAUAACUAUGAAUCUACAGAUUUUCUUGGAUUUAAUAAUGUAACUUAUAUUUAUCAUAAGGUUGGCUUAUUCCAAAUCAUGUGAUUUCACAUUCUUUAUGUAAAGGAAUGCAUGCAUUGUGUCUUAACCCCUUAAGUGCCUUGAGAUAUCUUUGUAUAAUGAAAAGGCACUCGUUCGACCCCAUAGGAGGUAUGUAUGUAUACUGUACAUUCUUAUAGUUUUAUGAAUUUUUAAUAAGUUCACAAUGUAAAGAAAAAAACAACA
Messenger RNA from Acomys russatus (golden spiny mouse), 3711 nucleotides. It is a transcript of the gene Ptpn4, whose product is annotated as protein tyrosine phosphatase non-receptor type 4. Gene Ontology annotation, molecular function: protein tyrosine phosphatase activity; cytoskeletal protein binding. NCBI's taxonomy places the organism in Eukaryota, Metazoa, Chordata, Mammalia, Rodentia, Muridae. The record is from RefSeq and is a predicted model, not a curated record. The coding region runs from base 63 to 2861 and encodes 932 amino acids. Gene Ontology annotation, cellular component: cytoplasm; cytoplasmic side of plasma membrane; cytoskeleton. The transcript has 27 exons. Gene Ontology annotation, biological process: protein dephosphorylation.